ACUGAAGUUAUCGGUGUACGCACUGCAUAUGCCCAGAAUCCAAAUUCAAUGCUUCAGAGUGAAUACAACAGUGUUUUUUUUGUUUGUCGUAAACCUUGGGAUUCCGUGAAAUCUGAAUUUUGCUAGCACGGCUGAACUCUUCUAAAAACUUUUCCUGUAUUUACAAUAACUUUUUAGAGUAAAAUAAUCCUAAACCUUGAUGCAUUUUUAUGCCCUUAUGCAUGAUUAAGUUCUGAAGUUGUUUUUUUUUUUUUUCAAUUUUGUCUGUUCUUUUUUUACUCUCUCGGUUUUGUUUUUUAAUCUCUGUAAAUAUAUGCAGAAAUACAUUUAAGAUGACAUCAGAUGUAUGAAAAAA
Bemisia tabaci is the source of this 355-nucleotide messenger RNA. NCBI's taxonomy places the organism in Eukaryota, Metazoa, Arthropoda, Insecta, Hemiptera, Aleyrodidae. The record is from RefSeq and is a predicted model, not a curated record.